CGUCCCGAAUGUAUAGUGUAAGAGUUGUACGCCGAUGUUAGUAUUCUUAGUUACGUGUAUAAGAAUGUGUGUGUAAGGGUGUGUGUGUGUGUGUAAGGGUGUGUGUGUGUGUGUGUGUGUGUGUGUGUGUGUGUGUGUCAGUCCUAACUGUCUGCUAGUGUGUGUGUGUCAGUCCUAACCGCUAUGUUUACGCACUGAGGAACAGCUGAAUGCAGGAGUGUGUGUCCCUUGGGAUGGUGGUGGGACGAUCUUCUGGUGAUGUGUGUGGCGGGGCAUCCUGACAGACCACAGCUGAGCUUCACCAUUUCACCAAGAGAGAGAAGAGUAGACAUGGUGGACUUUGCUUGAGUUCCAACACACAUUGAUAAGUGUGGUGUGGUGAGGUGAGGUGUGGUGUGGCGUGAGUGAUGGCGCCGCGUCCAUCCUCAGGCGAGCUAUGGGGGCUCCACCUGAUGCCCCCCCGCAUCCUGGUGGACUGCUGCCUGCCCAACGGCAUGCUGGUCAGCCUGGAGUGCCUGCGCGAGGCGCCCCUGCUCACCAUCAAGCAGCAGCUCUUCGCCGAGGCCCGCAAGUACCCGCUCUACCACCUGCUGCAGGAGGAGUCGUGCUACAUCUUCGUGGGCGUGACGCAGGAGGCGGAGAGGGAGGAGUUCUACGACGAGACGCGUCGGCUGUGCGACCUUCGCCUGUUCCAGCCCCUCCUCAAGGUCAUCGAGCCCAUAGGCAACCGAGAGGAGAAGAUCCUGAACAGGGAGAUCGGCUUUGCCAUCGGCAUGCCCAUCUGCGAGUUCGAGCUGGUGAAGGACCCCGAGGUGCAAGACUUCCGGCGCAGCAUACUGAGCGUGUGCAGAGAGGCCAUGGAGGAGCGGGAGGGGGGCGGUGCCCACUCGCAGGCGCUCUACGUCUACCCCCCCAAUGUGGAGUCCUCCACGGACCUGCCCCCUCACAUCUACUCCAAACUAGACAAAGGUCGUCUGAUCGUCACCAUCUGGGUGAUCGUGUCCCCGUCCAACGCCAAGCAGAAGUACACGCUGAAGAUCGGCCACGAGAGCCUGCCGGAGCAGUUGAUUGCGGAGGCCAUCCGCAAGAAGACGCGCAGCAUGCACUUGUCGGCGCAGCAGCUGCGCAUGUGCGUGCAGGAGUACCAGGGCCAGUACAUCCUCAAGGUGUGCGGCUGCGACGAGUACCUGCUGGAGAAGUACCCGCUCAGCCAGUACAAGUACAUCCGUAGCUGCAUCAUCGUGGGCCGGCUGCCCCACCUCAUGCUGGUCUCCAAGGACAGCCUGUACAGCCAGCUGCCGGCAAGUGGCUUCGUGGCGCCCUCCUACAGCCGCCGCACGCCGCAGCCCAGCCCCUGUCCCGGGGGAGGAGACCCAUCCGCGCCGCGCUCCCUCUGGGCCUUCAACACGCUGCUCCGCCUCCGUCUGCUCUGCGCCACCUACGUCAACGUCAACAUACGUGACAUCGACAAGAUCUACGUGAGAACGGGGAUCUAUCAUGGUGGGGAGCCACUGUGCGACAAUGUUAACACCCAGAGAGUGCCCUGCUCAAACCCCAGGUGGAACGAGUGGUUGACGUACGACAUCUACCUGACUGACCUCCCGCGUGCGUCUCGCCUCUGCCUCUCGAUCUGUUCCGUUAAGGGCCGCAAGGGAGCCAAAGAGGAGCACUGUCCGCUGGCCUGGGGCAACGUGAACCUGUUUGACUACAAGGACACGCUGGUGAGCGGCAAGGUGGCGCUGAGCCUGUGGCCGGUGCCCCAUGGCCUGGAGGACCUGCUCAACCCCAUCGGCGUCGCCGGCUCCAACCCCAACAAGGAGACUCCCUGUGUGGAGCUGGAGUUCUCCUGGUUCAACCAGACGGUGAUUUUCCCGGACGAGCAGCAGAUCGAGGAGCACGCCAACUGGGUCAUCUCCAGAGAGCUGGGCUACAACUACUGCAUGGGCCUGAGUAGUCGCCUGGCGUGUGACAGCACAGUGUCCCAGGCGGACGGCGAGCAGCUGCGCGGCCUGUGCAACAAGGACCCCCUGUAUGAGCUCUCGGAACAGGAGAAGGACUUCCUGUGGAGGCACCGCCACUACUGUGUGAACAUGCCUGAGAGCCUUCCUAAGCUGCUGCUGUCUGUCAAAUGGAACUCCCGUGAUGAGGUGUCCCAGAUGUACUGCCUCCUGAAGGACUGGCCCCUGAUGGGGCCGGAGUCUGCCCUGGAGCUGUUGGACUGUAACUUCCCCGACCCCAUGGUGCGCGAGUUCGCCCUGCGCUGCCUCGUACAGGGCCUCACCGACGACAAACUCAGCCAAUACCUACUACAGCUGGUCCAGGUGCUGAAGUAUGAGAUGUAUCUGGACAACCCUCUCGCCCGUUUCCUCAUCAAGAAGGCUCUGACCAAUCAGAGGAUAGGACACUUCUUCUUCUGGCACCUCAAGUCAGAGAUGCACAACAAGACGGUGUCGCGGCGUUUCGGCCUGCUGCUGGAGGCGUUCUGCCGAGCGUGCGGCAUGUACCUGAAGCACUUGAACAGGCAGGUGGAGGCCAUGGACAAGCUGGUGAACCUGACGGACACGCUCAAGCAGGAGAAGAAGGACGAGACACAGAAGACCCAGAUGAAGUUCCUGGUGGAGCACAUGUCUCGGCCCGACUACAUGGAGGCCUUGCAGGGGUUCGUCUCCCCCCUCAACCCAGUACACCAGCUGGGCAACCUCAGGCUUGAGGAGUGUAGGAUCAUGUCUUCAGCUAAGCGUCCUCUGUGGCUGAACUGGGAGAACCCAGACAUCAUGAGCGAGCUGCUGUUCACCAACAACGAGGUCAUCUUCAAAAACGGGGAUGAUCUGCGUCAGGACAUGCUGACUCUUCAGAUCAUCAAGAUCAUGGAGAACAUCUGGCAGAACCAGGGCCUGGAUCUCAGGAUGCUGCCGUACGGCUGCCUGUCGAUAGGGGACUGUGUGGGGCUGAUCGAGGUGGUGAAGAAUUCCUACACCAUCAUGCAGAUCCAGUGCAAAGGCGGCCUGAAGGGGGCGCUGCAGUUCAACAGCAACACGCUGCACCACUGGAUCAAGGACAAGAACCGUGGAGAGGCGUAUGAUAAAGCGAUAGAACUGUUCACACGCUCCUGUGCGGGCUACUGUGUGGCAACGUUUAUCCUGGGCAUAGGAGACAGGCACAACAGCAACAUCAUGGUCAAAGAGAACGGACAGCUGUUCCACAUAGACUUCGGCCACUUCCUGGACCACAAGAAGAAGAAGUUUGGCUACAAGCGCGAGCGCGUGCCCUUCGUACUCACACAGGACUUCCUCAUCGUCAUCAGCAAGGGAGUACAGGAGUGCACCAAGACCAAGGAGUUCGAGAGGUUCCAGGAGAUGUGCUACAAGGCCUACCUGGCCAUCCGGCAGCACGCCAGCCUCUUCAUCAACCUGUUCUCGCUGCUGCUGGGCUGCGGCAUGCCGGAGCUGCAGAGCUUCGACGACAUCGCGUACCUGCGCAAGACGCUGGCACUGGAGAAGAGCCAGCAGGAGGCGCUGGAGUACUUCACUAAGCAGAUGAACGACGCCCACCACGGCGGCUGGACCACCAAGAUGGAUUGGAUAUUCCACACCAUACGACACAUGCCCAACGAGCAUUAAGGAGAGGAGAUGAUGCUCUCCUAUGCCCCACAAGCACUAGACUAGAGCAUACGUAGAUACACACAGACACUCAUACGUAUACACUCGUGUAGAUGCUGGGGCUGGAACACCAAGAUGGACUAGAUGUUCCACACCACAUGACACAUGCCCAGCGAGGACACAUACAGUAGAUACCCUGUAUGUCACAUGACUUACUCAUACACAUAUGCGCUCAUACUUCACCAAGCAGAUGAUAGACACCAAACAUGGGGCGUGGACCACCGAGAUGAACUGGAUAUUCCACACCAUACCACACAUGCCCAACGAGCACUAGCGGACACGUAGAAACACUCAUAUUUCCAAACAAGCAUAUGCACAUGCACAUACAGCCUCUACUCACUCACUAAUGCUCAGCCAAACAGUAGAUGAGCAACGCCCACCACUGCACUGCGGCUGGAGUCGGACCAUAUAGAAGCACACUCGUAUGCACUCACUCACUCACACGCCUACACAUUUGUGCCACACAUACAGUACGUAUUGUCAUAUACACUCUGAUCUCAA
This is a messenger RNA of Engraulis encrasicolus (European anchovy), 4160 nucleotides long. RefSeq lists its product as uncharacterized. The transcript has 23 exons. Gene Ontology annotation, biological process: cell migration; phosphatidylinositol 3-kinase/protein kinase B signal transduction; phosphatidylinositol-3-phosphate biosynthetic process. Gene Ontology annotation, molecular function: 1-phosphatidylinositol-4-phosphate 3-kinase activity; 1-phosphatidylinositol-3-kinase activity. The record is from RefSeq and is a predicted model, not a curated record. Lineage: Eukaryota; Metazoa; Chordata; Actinopteri; Clupeiformes; Engraulidae. Bases 408 to 3620 code for a protein of 1070 amino acids. Gene Ontology annotation, cellular component: plasma membrane; cytoplasm; phosphatidylinositol 3-kinase complex, class IB.